CAGAGAUGGAGCGUGAACUGAAAUUUGAAAAGCAGAUUUACUUUUAUGAAGAGAUUUUGUCUGGAAGUGAAUAAUUUUGGGACAAUCACUCGAGAUUCAAACAAAGUGUCUUUAUAUUUCGAGAGGGCAAAGAUCAUUGAUUCGAUAAGGCUAUGCCUGCAUUCAAAUGUUUCCCAAGCUUCCCUCGUCAGCAUGUUAAGCAAUGCUCGGCUUGAUUCUUUCGUCGUCGCCGCUGCCCUCCGGUCAGCCCCCUCGCCUGCGUCGGCAUUGUCGAUGGUUGAAGGUUUGAAGCAGGUCAAGCAAUUCUCACAUUCGCAACUCACGCUUCGCGCCGUGGCUAAAAUUCUCGCACGGUCCGGCCAAACGCGUAGACUCGGGGCGUUGAUCGAUGCGAUUAAUGCCGGGAGAUUUGGGAAUAUUCGGCCUGUCGGCUGCAUGGAUUGCAUGCGGUGGUAUGCCGAUGCGGGGGAUCUCGACGCGGUUUUGCGGGUUUGGGACGAGUGGCGGAGGACGUUGGACGGUGCCCGUCCGUGCGCGGAGUCGUACAAUGUCGUCAUGGAAGUUUACGUCGAUAAGGGUAUGGACGAGGAUGCCGUAAAGGUGUUCUAUCGGAUGGUCGACGAAGGGGCGCUCCCGAAUUGUAGGACGUAUACGAUUGUUAUGCGUCAUUUGAUCGAGCAGGGGAAGGCGGAUCAUGCGAUGGAGCUCUUCCGUUUGCUUUCGCGUAUGAGGAUCAAGCGGACAGUUAAGCAGUAUUCGAUGUUGGUCGAUGCGUUUUCUGGCAUCGAUGACUUGAAUUCCGUCAAGGUUUUGCUUGACGAGAUGCGCGCUGACGGAAUAUUACCCGGUAGAGCGAUGGCUUCGUCGUUGCGACGGAUGAAGGAGGCCGGGUAUGUCGAAGAAACCGAAGAAUUGGUUGGGGAGAUGAUGCUGGACGAGAGGGUUACGAGUAUAAGUUAUUCGAUGGAUAGUGAUGAAGAUGACAUUGACGACAAGGAUGGCGAGAAAGAUCGAGUUUUCCUGAAACCGUGGUUGGAUCCCGCGGCGUUAGCGCAAGCCUUGCGCGAUUGGGAUCCCAACGACGUCGCUACGCUGAAAGGCGCAAACUUGACGUGGACGAGUCGACUAGUCUGCAAGUUAAUACGCAGCUUCAAGUCAGCCGAGACGGCGUGGAAGUUCUUCGGGUGGGUCGCGCACCAGCCGGGUUUCGUGCACGACGUCUACACAGCGUCAAGGAUGAUCGCCAAGCUGGCGCGCGACGGGCACGCGGAGCUCGUCGAUCGUCUCCUGUCAAAGCUCGACCGCGAAGGCAUCAGGCUAUCGUUCACCACCGUCCGAUUGGUUAUCGACUUCUACGGAUUAUCGAAAAACGGCGUCGCAGCCCUGACCGUCUUCCGGAACGUCGAAACCAUCUGCGGCGGCCCCGUGACGAAACCCGGCCGGCUGAUCUUAUACUCGUCGCUUCUGCGGACUUUGUCCAAAUGCGAAAUGACGACCGAGGCAUUGAACGCGCUCGAAGAGAUGAUUCUGUCGGGCAUUUCUCCCGACCUCCAAACGUUCGCCGGGAUGAUGCACGAUUGCGCCGUGCGGGGGGAUAUCAAGACGGUGCAGCGGCUGUUCGGGAUCGUUCGACAGAGCGGAAUCGAGCCGGAUGGGUAUACGUACGCGAGUGUUAUCCGUGCGUAUUGCAAGAGCGAGCGAGCUUCGCUCGCGUUAAGGGUGUGGGAGGAUAUGCGUGGGUCGGGAUUAAUGCCGGAUUUGGCGACGAAGGAGCUGCUGGUGAAGAGUCUAUGGAAGGAAGGGAAGCUAAGAGAGGCGGCUCGAGUGGAGGAGACGGGCAGUGAUGCGGCGGCGGCGGCGGUGGCCGGACAUUUGUACACGGUGAGCGCGGCGGAUCUAGCGCGAGUUUGCCGGAUUUACUCGGCUACACGCCAGCCUUGAGGCUGGCGGAAUCCUUGUCCCGGAACAGGCCUUGUCCCGGAACAGGCCUACGUUCAUUCAGGGGGACAUAAGCCUGAUUCGGGACGAAUUUUAAAUUAUUAUUUUUUUUAUAUUUAAAUUAUGAAAA
Molecule: messenger RNA, 2068 nt
Organism: Andrographis paniculata
Lineage: Eukaryota; Viridiplantae; Streptophyta; Magnoliopsida; Lamiales; Acanthaceae
Product: pentatricopeptide repeat-containing protein At5g66631
Exons: 2
Coding region: 46-1941 (631 amino acids)
Molecular function (GO): protein binding
Source: RefSeq, a predicted model, not a curated record